Molecule: messenger RNA, 1545 nt
Organism: Exophiala dermatitidis NIH/UT8656
Lineage: Eukaryota; Fungi; Ascomycota; Eurotiomycetes; Chaetothyriales; Herpotrichiellaceae
Product: D-amino-acid dehydrogenase
Exons: 1
Coding region: 86-1372 (428 amino acids)
Biological process (GO): retrograde transport, endosome to Golgi
Cellular component (GO): late endosome; cytoplasm
Molecular function (GO): oxidoreductase activity
Source: RefSeq, a predicted model, not a curated record
UUUUGUUCCUCGUAUUCUCCCGGAUUUGUGUCUUUUAAGUUUGAUUGUCUUGUUUAGACGAAAGCACUGACACCGCCCUUCUCAUAUGUCCACAAUGGCCGAGCCAGGGAAAAGAUCCAUCGUCAUCGUUGGAGGUGGGAUCAUUGGCAGCACGACUGCAUACUUCCUAACCCGCCACCCCAAGUAUAACCCAGCAAUUCAUUCGAUUCACCUGAUUGAAGCCACGGGCAUCGCCAGUGGCGCCUCGGGAAAGGCCGGUGGCCUGAUAGCUCUGUGGGCAUACCCAUCGUGUCUGGUGCCGCUGAGUUUUAAGCUCCAUGCCGAACUUGCCAAGGAGCACGACGGAGCACAGCGUUGGGGUUAUCGACACGUAAAUGUUGGUCAGAUCGACUUGGUGGGUAGACAUGUGAGCAACCAACCCAAAAUAACAGCCAAUGGCGGGGAGAAAGGCGAGGACAUCAGAGGGUUGCAUCGCCCCGACGUCUCGAGUGAUGGCAAUGUGAGUCUCCAGAAAAGAAGCAAAGAGUCCUACGCGAAGCUACGCAAAGCGGGUGUCCCGGAUGACCUCGACUGGGUCGCCGAUGAAUGCGUCCGGGGCUAUGAGAGCAUGAGCGCUCCAGGAGAGAGCGCGCAGGUCCAUCCAUACCAGUUCACGACGUCAAUGGCGGAGCUGGCGGCAGAAAAGGGCGUCAAGAUUAUUAUUGGCACGGUCGACAAGAUUGAAUCUUCCUCGUCGGGUGAACAUACAGUCAAGUAUAUGGAUAAAAGCACAAACUCGCAACAAUCCAUCUCCGCCACUGAUGUUAUCGUGACGGCCGGACCAUGGACCAAAACCGUUUUGCCCGGGACACCGAUUGGCGCGCUGCGAGCUCACAGUGUGACGGUCCGCCCGACUCGACCGGUUUCCGCGUACUGUCUGUUCACACAGAUCGCACUUCCGAAAAACUUCAAAGAAGGUACCACGUCCCGGGCGAUGAACGUCAGUCCGGAGAUAUACGCUCGUCCCAACAACGAGUUGUACGCUUGCGGCGAAGGAGACCAUCUUGUGCCGCUGCCAAAAUCUACUGCCGAGGUCCAGGUCGAUGACUCAAGAUGUCAGGACAUUGUGGACUAUUGUGCAAGCAUUUCCGAUGAAAUGCGGGACGGGGAAGUGCUCGUCCGCCAGGCUUGUUACUUGCCACAAGUAGAGACUGGCGCUGGGCCUCUGGUAGGCCUCACCAACACCAAAGGAAUCUAUUUGGCAGCCGGACACACGUGUUGGGGGAUCCAGAACGGGCCAGGCACAGGCAAAUUGAUGAGUGAAUUCGUUUUUGACGGCAAAGCGCUCAGUGCAAACGUUAGCAGUCUCGAUCCAAGGAGAGUUUUGAGAUAGACUAGGUUGGCCGCAGAUUCAUAUAACAAUGACGGAAUGAUCCGAACGCGAAAUUGUCUGAAAAGACAAGAGAAAUCCAAUACAUAGACUUGAACUUUCGAUGCAAAAGUAGUAAUUUCGGAUUUCCCGCUUCUGCAAUCGUGGUCAACGCCGGCAUAUUUCUCGAUUCCUGU